CAGCAUCUUGGACGCUUAUUAUUCUGUCCGCGCGGUACGGCAAUCGUGUCCAGCACACACCCUGUGGUCGUCCUGUGAUCAGCGAGUGAGAUUUUGCGCCCAACAGUGCUCCCGUACUCCCGGCACUCCAGGAAACGUUUUAUUACAGCCGUUGGAUUAUUUCCCCGUGCGGUGUGUCCGUGUGUAUCGUCAAACCGUCAGCAUGAAGCACGUGAUUGUUAUUUUCGCUGCCCUGGCCGUGUUCUGUGCCGUCAAGGCGCAGGAUGAGGUGCAAGUCAUAAGCUUUAACAACGACAACAACGUCGAUGGAAGCUACCAAUUUGCCUACGAACAGAGCGAUGGCCAAAAGCGGGAGGAAAAGGGUGAGCUGAAGCCGGUGGAAGGAUCCGACGAGCCAGCCCUGUCCGUGACCGGCUCGUACGAGUAUACCGACUCCAAUGGACAGCGAUACCGGGUGGACUAUGUUGCUGACGAGCGAGGAUACCGCCCGACGGUGACCAAGCUGUAAGAUGCGGAGACGGUACAACCUCCCCAUCACAAGCACAAGCACAAACACUCAGUGAGAUUCAAAUGCCACAAACAGUAUGUAAAAAAAAGUGAAUAAAGUUGUGAACAAUAUACUCUUUA
Messenger RNA from Anopheles merus, 627 nucleotides. Its product is annotated as endocuticle structural glycoprotein ABD-5-like. The transcript is spliced from 3 exons. Gene Ontology annotation, molecular function: structural constituent of chitin-based larval cuticle. The record is from RefSeq and is a predicted model, not a curated record. NCBI's taxonomy places the organism in Eukaryota, Metazoa, Arthropoda, Insecta, Diptera, Culicidae. Bases 203 to 508 code for a protein of 101 amino acids. Gene Ontology annotation, cellular component: chitin-based extracellular matrix.